This is a messenger RNA of Eufriesea mexicana, 1217 nucleotides long. RefSeq names its product RNA-binding protein 42. Gene Ontology annotation, molecular function: mRNA binding. The record is from RefSeq and is a predicted model, not a curated record. Lineage: Eukaryota; Metazoa; Arthropoda; Insecta; Hymenoptera; Apidae. The transcript is spliced from 5 exons. Bases 29 to 1009 code for a protein of 326 amino acids.
AAAAUUAAAAAACAAUAAGAAUAUCAAAAUGGAUGAUAAGUUACGUCAAAUGGAAGAUGAGAUGAACAGAUUUGAAGCUGAAAUUGGUGGUCAGUUAGUUACACCAAUGGUUAGACCUGUAAUUGGUGCAAAUACAUAUAAUCAAGUGGCUAGACAGUUAGAACAACAUGAACUUCCAACACCAGUUGUUGCUGCUGCUGCAGCUAGUUUAGCUUUUCCUCCAAUGAUUGGAUUUCCACCACCACCACCACCACCUCCACCACCACCGCCACCACCACCAAUGUUAAUUCCACAACAAGUAGCAAGACAAGGUACGGUUCCUUCUAUUACAACAUAUUCGUCACCUGCACAGAUAAGUAAUCCAUAUUUACCAAAUAUGGUGGACCCGUGUUUAAGUGCUACUCCAAAAACCUAUGAAUCUACAUCAACGCCAAUGAUUCAUCCAGAAAUUAUUGAACAGAUUAUCAAUACAAAGAUCCCAGAAGAUGACAGCAAAAAGAAACCCAAAGUGAAAGGUGUUAGCACUGCAGCAGAAUUAGCAAUUAGUCAAGGGAAAGCAAGUUCUAUUAUGGCUAAUGCCAGUGCAGAAGAGACUCAUCCAAAGGGUAAAGGAAAGAAAAAUAAGAAAAUUGUACGAAUGGCUGGUGGGCAAAUAUGGGAAGAUCCUUCUUUGCUAGAAUGGGAUGAAGAUGAUUUUAGAAUAUUUUGUGGAGAUUUAGGAAAUGAUGUCACAGAUGAAAUGCUAGUAAGAGUCUUUGGCAAGUAUCCAAGCUUUCAAAAAGCAAAGGUAGUCAGAGACAAAAGAACAAACAAGACAAAAGGAUUUGGAUUUGUAUCUUUCAAAGAUCCCCAAGAUUUUAUCAAAGCUAUGAAAGAAAUGAAUGGACGAUACGUAGGCUCACGUCCCAUAAAGCUACGGAAGAGUUCGUGGAAACAACGGAAUUUAGAGACGGUGCGGAAAAAAGAAAAGGAGAAGCAGGCGUUAAUUGGUUUGUUGACCGGACGGUGACGUGACAGAGCAAGUUCAUUUCUUUCCUCGUUCAUACUCGUUUAAUCGGAUUCUAUAGUCACUCGCGAGUGUUGAUUCUAUUCGGACAAUUGUUAUCGUCUGUACGUAAAGUACUUCCUUGUGAAAGUUUGACAAAUAAAUAAUUGACACGUUUCUUAAGAACUCUAUUUCGCAGGAGUAGAACUGUCAAUGAUCGAGCACUGCUAUA